Messenger RNA from Linum trigynum, 2519 nucleotides. NCBI's taxonomy places the organism in Eukaryota, Viridiplantae, Streptophyta, Magnoliopsida, Malpighiales, Linaceae. The record is from the annotation of a GenBank genome assembly.
CACACUUUCAUCUCGUUUUUACCCACCCAUUUUAUACCAUUUCCCUUUUCAAACAGCUGGUUCUUGUUAGUGGGCGGAGUUUAGUGAAAUUGGGUUGACAGCUACCGGCGAUUAAUUAACCAUUUAUCAUUGGAAUCCCUUUGUUAAGAGGAUUGGACAAGGAGAAAGAUUUAUAAGCUUUGCCUUAAGAUGUUAUCUCAUUUACCCCACCACUAUAAAAGGUUUGAUUUUUUAUUUAUUUUUGCUGCUAUAACUUCACCUUGACCAUGCUUCGUAGGCUUCGGACUGGGCUCAGGCCUCUCCACUCCGGGUCUCGCCCCAACUACCAAGCCCGCGUCUGCGUGAUUGGGUCUCCGUUUAAUUUAUUAUUAUUUCAUUCCGGGUCCGGAUCCGAAUCCGGCUGCUCCACGCCUUUACUUCCUCCUCCUCUCUCCCAAACCCAAUCCCCAUUAUCCAAUCUCGAUCACGGCCGUCGUCGUCGUCGUCUCCAUUUUCCCUACCACUUCCUCUCCACCCUCCCGGCCAACAGCAACAAUCCAGCUAUGAACGGCGACGCCUCCCACUCCAAGAAGAAGCCGAAGCUCUCCCCGCCCGAAAUUUCCUCCGAAUUCUCCCACCACGACCCAGCCGUCGCCCGCAUCAACAACGGCAGCUUCGGCUGCUGCCCGCGAUCCGUCACCGCCGCCCAGCGCGACUGGCAGCACCAGUUCCUCCGCCAGCCGGACAACUUCUUCCUCAACCUCCUCCAGCCGGCCAUCUCCCGCUCCCGCUCCCUCGUCGCGUCCCUCGUCAACGCCCCCCACGUCGACCAGAUCUCCCUCGUGGACAACGCCACCACCGCCGCCGCCAUCUUCCUCCAGCACUGCGCCUGGUCCUUCGCCGAGGGCCGAUUCUCCCCCGGCGACGCCGCCGUCAUGCUCCACUACGCCUACGGCGCCGUGAAGAAAUCCGUCGAAGCUUACAUCACCCGAGCCGGAGGCCACGUCAUCGAGGUCGAUCUCCCCUUCCCCGUUAAAUCCGAGGACGAAAUCAUCACCGAGUUCCGAAAAGCCUUAGCGAAGGGGAAGAGCGAAGGUAGGAAGGUGAGAAUCGCGGUGAUCGAUCACGUGACCUCGAUGCCGGCGGUCGUAAUCCCUGUGAAGGAAUUGGUCAAAAUCUGCAGGGAGGAAGGCGUGGAGCAGGUUUUCGUGGACGCCGCACACGGAAUCGGGUGCGUGGACGUCGACGUGCAGGAAAUCGGGGCCGAUUUCUACACCAGCAACCUCCACAAGUGGUUCUUCUGCCCGCCGUCCGUCGCCUUCCUCUACUGCCGCAACCAAUCGAACGCCGGCGGGGACACGCAGUUGCAAUUGCAUCACCCGGUGGUGUCGCACGAGUACGGGAACGGGCUCCCCGUGGAGAGCGGGUGGAUUGGGACGAGGGACUACAGCGCGCAACUGGUGGUGCCGUCAGCGGCGGAGUUCGUGGAGAGGUUCCCCGGCGGGAUCGAUGGAAUCAAGGCGGCGAACCACUCGGCGGUGGUGGAGAUGGGAGAAAUGCUGGCGAAGGCGUGGGGGACGAACCUGGGAUCGCCGCCGGAAAUGUGCGGGAGCAUGAUCAUGGUUGGGUUGCCGGCUUGUUUGGGGAUUGGGAGUGAGUCGGAUUCGUUGAAGCUGAGGACCCAUUUGAGGGAUUGCUUUGCUGUAGAAGUGCCGAUCUACUUCAACAAGCGCCGCCAUGAUCAUCGCGGAGAAGAAGCAGGAGGAGGAGUCAUCACUGGGUACGUACGGAUUUCCUAUCAGGUGUACAACAAGGUUGAAGACUAUGAGAGAUUGAGGGAUGCUGUUCAUAAGCUGGUAAACGAUGGGUUCACCUGUGGUUCCCUUGUCGAGCCCGAAUCGGAUUGAGGCUAUGAGAUCGAUCGGAGAACUGCUGGGUGGUUUUGUUCUCCUGGCAUUUGUAACCUUCUUGUGUUUUCAUAGAGAAGUGAUCAAAGUGGUAACUUUAGGGAGGAGAGAGUGGGAAUAAGGAAGUGUGGGGAUGAAUAUGAAUGAAUGUGAGGAAUGGAAGCCAUCCUCAGUCAAGUCAUAUUAACGAUACACAUCCUGUAUUGUAAUGGCGGUUUCACGAUUGUGUGUGUGAAAUGUCAAUUGAAUUGAAUUGGUGAUGGUUGAAAAGGCUUGGCUGGGAUGGUACGAGACAGGGGCAGGGAUAAGGUUAGGUGGUUUAGGGUUGAUUUUUGAUUACCCUACUACUGCUGCCCUACCUUGUCAAAUGCCUUUGUUCAUAAGAAGGCUAGGGGGACAAUCACCUCACUUUUAUUUUGGGCAAAUCAACUACAUACUAGCAGCUCUCGAGAUCCAAUCCAACUAUGGUAUUCCCCAACGCUGUCAAAGUCGAGCUGGAGUAUGCCCCGGUAACGUGAACGGCUCGAUCAUUAGUGGUCCAGCCGGCAUUAGACCGUUUAAAAACCGUUUAAGAACCGGUACCUAAUAAACAAUAAUAAACAUAAGCUAGAUUAAGAAAAAUGCACUUAAGGG